CUUUCAUUUUUCAAGAUAUUUGCAGAAGUCUCCGAUUUACAAAUGCUAAAUCUGGUGUUGCACUUUCAAACCACGUGAUUGUGGAUUUCAAAGUUGAAGACGAGGAGCAUUGCCAGCUGAAAUGUUACAUGGAGAAGACUUGCUUCUCUUACAACUAUGGUCCCUCCUUGGCCAGAGUACAUGGCUUCACUUGUGAACUGAACGACGUAGAUGCAUCAUCCCACCCAGACGAUUUACAACCUCGAGACGGGUUCGUGUAUCAAACAGCUCAGGAAAUGUGUGGUGAUGUUUUCUGCCCUUCAUAUGCUGUUUGCCAACGGGACAGUUCCAAUAGACAAAGAUGCUUUUGUAAGCCUGGAGUAACUCAAGAGAAUUGUGAAGGCAUGAAAAACACUACCGUCGUUAAAUCUUGCAAGGAGGUUAAGCGCCUAAUACCUAGUUAUCCAACAGAUGUUUACUGGAUUAACCCAGAUGAGGAUAACCCAAAUGCUUUCCAAGCGUAUUGUGAUAUGGAAACUGAUGGCGGCGGCUGGACUCUUGUUUACAGCUAUACUUUCACUGAUUACAACAAUUUCCUGAGUGACACCAAUGCCGUAACUCCAAUCCCCAACUGGCCUUUCGUGUCGCAAACCUCGUCUUUGACGAAGGUGCCUCUAAGUGAGACAGAUUUUGGAGCUAUGAAUUUCAGUCUUUGGAAAUUAUUGGGAAGUGAAUUUCUUAUCAAAUCCAACAUCAAUAACUGGAUUGCGUGCAUGCCGGCUGAAGGUAGUUUGGUUGAAAGACUUAAAGGAGAUAUUACCUGCAGAAUGAUAAACGGUUGGACUCAAAAAUGUGCUGAUGUUGUGCCAGCUAUAAUUGGAAUUAACGAAUGUGGUGUAAAGCUGAGAGCUGACAGGGAUGUACGGAGUUUGGUUUAUUUCUUCGAUAUCUGUACAGGUUCCAUGGCACCCAUCCACGAUCCAUGUGGAACUUCUAAAGCUAAUCAGAUCGAAGGAGUAAAAAACCCUUAUGGAACUAUUUUCGUGCGUUGA
This is a messenger RNA of Pocillopora damicornis (cauliflower coral), 1031 nucleotides long. RefSeq lists its product as uncharacterized. Lineage: Eukaryota; Metazoa; Cnidaria; Anthozoa; Scleractinia; Pocilloporidae. The record is from RefSeq and is a predicted model, not a curated record. Gene Ontology annotation, molecular function: oligosaccharide binding.